Phragmites australis (common reed) is the source of this 1086-nucleotide messenger RNA. Its product is annotated as NDR1/HIN1-like protein 10. Bases 183 to 896 code for a protein of 237 amino acids. The transcript has a single exon. NCBI's taxonomy places the organism in Eukaryota, Viridiplantae, Streptophyta, Magnoliopsida, Poales, Poaceae. The record is from RefSeq and is a predicted model, not a curated record.
AAACUUGACGCGCUUCCGGAGUUCUGGAUCUUCCGUUUCCUCUUGUAUUCCAUCGUCUUCCUCAUCUCGAUCGCUGUAUAUAAAUAUCACUAGACAGCUACGUGAUUGUUCAUCCGUCGCUCCGUGCAACAAUCGAUCACCAUUUCAAGCAAAUCAAGCACACACGCUUAAUCACGGUCAAAAUGGCGGCCUACGAGAAGCAGCAGCCGCAACAGCAGCCUCAGCCGCAGCUGAACGCCGCUUACUACGGCCCGCCAAUCCCUCCGCAGCCGGCGUACUACGGCCCACCACCCGCCGCCCCCCGCCGGCGCGGGCCGCGCUGCUUCCUCUUCAUGGUCGUUGCCCUAGUCGUCAUCGCCCUCGGCACGGCCUCCCUCGUCCUGUGGCUCAUCUUCCGCCCGGACACCCCUAAGGCCUAUGCCGACUCCGCCGCGCUCUCCCGCUUCGACCUCGGCGCCGGCAGCGGCAUCAACGGCGGGGACCUCCUCCAGUACAACCUCACCGUCAACAUCCGUCUGCGGAACCCCAACCGCUUCGGGAUCCACUACGACUACGCCGAGGCGCAUGCGUCCUACGACGACGACCGGUUCGGGUUCCACGCCGUCCAACCGUUCUACCUGGACAGCAAGAGCGACGGUAGGAUCACCACAACGUUCAGCGGCUCCUCGGUGAUGACCGACGACGACGUGCGGCGCACGUACCGGAGGGAGAGGACGGACGGGUUCUUCUACGUUAAGGUGAAGGUUUACUCCGAUCUUAGAUUCAAGGUGAGGGUGUUCAACGUGCACGACAAGAGCAAGAUCACCUGCGUGCUGCGGCUGCCGGUGCCCGCCGCGGGCGACGCGAACUCCACGGCGAUGACAACGCUGGGGACGAGGUGCGACGUGGACUUCUGAUCCUUGUGCUGGCCGGGGAUGACGCGGUCGACUAUGUCUAUAUAUAUUUGGCUGGUAGUUUGUACAUGUCAUUUGAGAUCAUGUACACAGGUGUGCUGUGUGCAUGCAUGCUUUUGAUCAGCUUAUACAGUCGUUUGUUUCUUAUGCACAUAUGAAUGAAUGGAUCUGUAUCCUGCGUUCGUUCGUUUCA